GCUUGCCGACUCAAGUAGGGGAUGCCAAUCAAAGCAUCAACUUCAAAUUGUAUCUGAGAGAUCAGCCUGGAAGACCUCAGGGCCAGGCGCGUCAGUCGGAGCGCAAUUGUUGAUCAGAUCACAUCCAGCGGACUCUGCAGCAAGAAAAAAAGAAAGAGAGGAAGCCGAGAUUUUAGAGUGGUUUGCUUUGACUGCUCACCUCUGUAUGUCUGUAGCAGUCGAGGUUUAGACUGAAAACAUUUCCAUUGUUACUCCUACUGGUUCUUUCACUUUUGGUGUUGUCCUCUUCUUGUACACUUUUUUGAGCACCGUUUUCUUUUUCUUUUUUUUUCUUUUUUUUACUUUUUGUUUUGGUCGAAGGAGCUGUGAAACAAAAGAAAUCCGGCGGUUGGAGAUGUCUUUCCCACAGUUAGGCUACCCGCAGUAUCUAAGUGCCUCCCAGGCGGUGUACGGGAGCGAGAGACCGGGAGUGCUUACGCCUUCAUCCCGGGGAGGGAGCACAGAAAUCGGUGGAAGUCCGUCUGCCACAGCGGCGGCGGCCGUCACGUCGGUCCUGGGCAUGUACGCAAACCCGUACGCACACAACUACAGCGCAUUCUUACCUUACACCAGCGCGGAUCUGGCUCUCUUCUCACAAAUGGGCUCCCAGUAUGAGCUUAAGGACAGUCCUGGUGUGCACCCCGCCACUUUCGCGGCCCACACGUCCCCAGCAUUUUACCCAUACGGCCAGUUCCAGUACGGGGACCCCGCCAGGCCCAAGAACGCCACCCGGGAGAGCACCAGCACUCUGAAAGCCUGGCUCAACGAGCACCGGAAGAACCCGUACCCCACCAAAGGCGAGAAGAUCAUGCUGGCCAUCAUCACCAAAAUGACGCUGACGCAGGUCUCCACCUGGUUCGCCAACGCCAGGAGGAGGCUCAAGAAGGAGAACAAGGUGACUUGGGGGAGCAGGAGCAAGGAGGACGGGGAGGACGGAAACCUUUUCGGCAGCGGAGACGAGGCAGAGAAGAACGAAGACGAGGAGGAGAUCGAUUUGGAGAGCAUAGAUAUAGACAAGAUCGACGAGAACGACGGGGAUCAAAGCAACGAGGAUGAUGACGACAAGUGCACAGAGGGAAGCAGGGAGCACAGGGGCGGCGUGGGCGCGCCCGGAGACUUGGACAGCUUGGAGAAAAGACGGGCCUUCGCCCUGCAGGCCCACGAGGCCUUUGAGAAAUCUAAGAGUGCGAUGUCGGUUCACGCAGGGGGCAAGGAGAACUCAGACGGCAACAACAACACCACACGAGUUCUGUCCCCCGACAGACCUGGGAGUUUCCCCCUUCCCUCUAACAAUAAACCCAAAAUCUGGUCGCUGGCGGAGACCGCAACCAGCCCCGACAGUUCAUCUCAGAAACCUUCCUCCCCUUGUACGCCAGGGGCCAACACCACUCACCCAUCAGCGCCCCAUCACCAGAUCCAAGCCCACCCGGCCUUUCUCCCCAGUCACGGACUGUACACUUGCCAGAUCGGGAAGUUCCACAACUGGACGAACGGGGCUUUCCUGGGCCAGAACUCCCUGCUGAACGUCAGGUCGUUCCUGGGAGUAAACCAGCACCAUCACCACCCUCACAGCAACCAUCCCCUGUCGGCCCAGCAUCAACAGCCGACUUCAGUCGUGGUGUCGCCGGUUACAGCCUCAGCAGCGCUCAGCAAUGACAGCAAGGCCCCAGCAGACACCCACAGUCCCAAACAUAUAGAGCACGAAAGAUCUGAUUCACCUCCAACACAGAUCAUGAAGUCCUCAUUUCGUCCUAUUCAUGACAGAUCCUCUCUGCCUUCCAGCGCCAGGAGUCCCCAAGACGCCACGCAACGGGUCCUCACUGCUCUCUCCUCGGCUUGAUCAAGACAUUUGAUUUUGUUUCCCGUGCUUGGACAAAAAAGAAAGAAAAAAAAAAGAGAAAAGAGACUUUACGCUCCGCAGAAAGGACAAUAAGAAAUAAAAUUGCAGUGUAGCAUUGAGUCGGUACAGAACAAAUGGCGUAAUUUGGUAAUAUCCUGUGGAUGGAUGGAUUACUUCCUCUAUUGUUGUGUAGCCUAUACUCGCGCCUAUAAUGUUACUCUCUCUCUUCCACUUUGCCCAGACUGGCUGGGACAUUUUGGUAGGCUUUUUUUACUUUAUUAUUAUUAUUAUAAUAUUAUUAUUAUAAUUAUAAUUAUUUGUCUUCAUUCUGUGUUUUUUUUUUGGUGUCUUUUGUUUAAUGUAAAUACCAAGUGAUUUAAAUUUGUAAAUAGAAAACAUUGAAGGAAUUUGUCCAGAUCGUAUAUUUUGCUUAAUAAACUAAUUGAAUUAUUA
Messenger RNA from Girardinichthys multiradiatus, 2332 nucleotides. RefSeq names its product iroquois homeobox 1a (gene irx1a). Bases 395 to 1879 code for a protein of 494 amino acids. Gene Ontology annotation, biological process: cell development; regulation of transcription by RNA polymerase II; neuron differentiation. Lineage: Eukaryota; Metazoa; Chordata; Actinopteri; Cyprinodontiformes; Goodeidae. Gene Ontology annotation, cellular component: nucleus. The record is from RefSeq and is a predicted model, not a curated record. Gene Ontology annotation, molecular function: DNA-binding transcription factor activity, RNA polymerase II-specific; RNA polymerase II cis-regulatory region sequence-specific DNA binding. The transcript has 4 exons.